Mizuhopecten yessoensis (Yesso scallop) is the source of this 2349-nucleotide messenger RNA. RefSeq lists its product as uncharacterized. The record is from RefSeq and is a predicted model, not a curated record. The transcript is spliced from 2 exons. NCBI's taxonomy places the organism in Eukaryota, Metazoa, Mollusca, Bivalvia, Pectinida, Pectinidae. The coding region runs from base 95 to 1078 and encodes 327 amino acids.
CCUACGCUAUUCGUCAGAAACAGAAUAUCGCUGGAGGAUAGACCACGGAGAGUUGUUACAGACUUGUCUACUAGAUGAACUUCUGGAGAGUGGAAUGAUCAACGUAGAUUUCAACUUUGGCAGUGUCCCAUCAUCCGAGGAUUCUCCUGACGAGGAACUUGAAGCUCUAAAGAACUCGCCGAGUCACCAGUCAGACAGUGGUAUGAGCAUGGGAAGCGAGAGUCUGGCGUCUAGGUGCAGUGAUAAUGACAUUGUCUACAGUCCCGGUUUUGAAAUAUUUGAUGAUGCUCAACUAAUGGGUUAUCUUUCAUCUUCAUCCAGAACACCAAGCCCUGAAACAACGACAGCAGUUGAAAGAGUUUCUGAUCGUGACACAAACAAUGAUAAUGCACCUGCUACAAAUGCAACAUCGAAUGAUAAAGGAUCGAGUAUACAGAACCAUGUGCGUAUCCUCAGAGACAGAAAUGUUACGGUGAUGACUACACCCAAAACAAAACCUGUUACAAUUGAAAACAAAUCAAAACUGCAGGUCAAGACAAUUCUGCCUACACCAGCACCAAAGAUCAAAGUUAUAAAAGUUCUUUCAUCAAACCAACAUAUUGACUCUGAUGGUGAAGUCGUUGAAGCUCUGACUAACUUAAACAAGAAAAAUGCUAUUCAGGCAAAAAUCAACCGAGAAAAGAAAAAGGUUUUUAUAAAAAGUCUGGAGGACACUGUUGAUGAGUUGCGUGCUGAAAAUGAUGCUUUGAAAGUUAACCAGACCAGAAUGGAGGAAUGCCAACGAGUGUUGGAAGAUGAAGUACAGUAUCUGAAAAGUGUGCUUGCUAAUCAAAGUGCUUUGUCCAGUUUAUUGCAAAAUAUUCCGAAUGUGCAGAAUGUAACCCUUUCAACGUCUUUCAAUAGAAGAAAGCGUAGUGCCGUUGUUGAUCAUGACUACAUAGAACAUCAGGAUACUGACAGAUGUACAAAAAGGAACUGUUCCACAGCUGGUAUUUGCUUACAUGUAGACAAAGGACAUGCAUCGCUGGAAUUCUGCUCCCAUUGCUCAAAAAACGCAAAGUUGGCUGAUGACUCGUGAACACAAUGAAGACUUUACAGAUGUUUUUGAAAAUCAUGUUGCUAACAACAUGCGUGAAUCGUCACAAAUAGACCGGUCUGUUCAGGCCCUAUUCCAGGAAGUGUUGAUGAUUCUAGAGAGAAACGUGCGAGUUCACAACAGACGUUGAGGGGACCAUGCAACGACUUUUCAGGUGGUAUAACAGUAUCAUAAUGUUUACUGUUAUGCUGUAACAAAAAAUCAACACUAUUUGAAAGUGAAAAUUGCUUUUAUAUAUAUAUAUACGAAACUGUUUAUAUAUAUGAAACUGUUUAUAAAAGUGAUCUUAAUGACAAAACAAACCACAAUGUAAAGCUUGAACCAAUUUGAUAUUAUAGAGUUAUUCAUUGAAACAGCCCACAGUAUCUUUUUAAUAUCUGGUAGAAAUUCAUCGAGAUUGCAAGUUGGUAAAUUGGUAAUACCAUAUAAUUGAUUCAUAUCCACUCUGAAAUCUUUAUUUUUUCAAAUUGGUUCCUGCUAGUUAAGCAUUAAGUUUUAGCAGACCUUUACUGAUGAGUAUCUUUAGUUUUCUUUUCACAGAUGCUGCUCUCGAGUGAUGUUUGCCUUGUGAAGAAGCCCUGGGACCCUGUCCAUUGCACCCUUGGACUUGCCUUAUUUGGUAAGGUCCCUUGUACGCUGGGGAUCUUUGGGGAGGCUAGGGCACAGUAUAUAUCCAGUAUAUUGUGAAUGAACAUUUCUGAAAAGAAUUGUAAUAUUAAAUUAUUUAAGUUGCAUGUGUAAUGUGUAUACAUGUAUAUAUACAAAUAUGGUGUGAAAUAACGUAGAAUGUGGAAAAUUAAGUGUAAGCAAAGUUGUUUGAUUAUCUUUCAAGUUUAAACUUGGUGAUUUCUCUUGAACAUUUGUAGAUUUGUUCAUUCCAUGGUUCAUUAUUUUCCUGUUAAGUUUUUGAAAACAUUUUGCUUACAUUUUUUUUUUGGUAGAAGAUCAUGACUGAUUUAUUAAUUUUUACUAUUCAGCUAACCUGUGGCCUGCAGAGCUCAAACAAGAGUGAACAAAGUGUAAAAGGAAUAUGGUAGUAUUGAAAAAGGUGGUAGGUCAAAGGUUGAUUUAGUAUACUAUUUUGGAGAAGGAAAAGCCAGACAAAAUUAUUAGUGCUAUAUAGUCUGUAAACAUAAAUUCUCUGGUGCUUGUUUGAAAAACAAAGGUGUUUUCUUUUUCAACAACUGUAUAUAUUAGAUAUAGGAAAGUGUUUAGUUUCAUUACCAUACCAUGAUAUAUGUAGUAUUUUUGUU